This is a messenger RNA of Punctularia strigosozonata HHB-11173 SS5, 1223 nucleotides long. RefSeq lists its product as uncharacterized. Gene Ontology annotation, biological process: protein insertion into ER membrane. Lineage: Eukaryota; Fungi; Basidiomycota; Agaricomycetes; Corticiales; Punctulariaceae. Gene Ontology annotation, cellular component: cytosol. The record is from RefSeq and is a predicted model, not a curated record. The coding region runs from base 6 to 1076 and encodes 356 amino acids. The transcript has 8 exons. Gene Ontology annotation, molecular function: protein binding.
CAACGAUGGCGGCCUCUUCCUCGUCUAGCAAGGCGCUCAACGCGAUAUUACCCUUGAUUACCGCAGGACAACCUUACGAAGCACACCAGAAGGCGCGCACAUUCGCCUCGCGUUACCAGAAAUCGCGCCAGUUCGACACCGCGAUAGACGUCCUCUUCCAAUCUGCGCGGGAGCUGCUCAAGGCCGGACAACCCGGCAGCGGAACAGAUUUGGCUAGCUUCCUGCUCGAGGUUUACGAGAACAAAGGAGAGACGGUGACAGAAGAGAGCCGGGGAAGGCUUACUCAGUUGAUCGCAUUGACUGGGUCCAAUGGAUCAUGGAGGAAAACCUUGAUAGACAAGGCUGUCGCAUGGAGUGCCAAACACGGGCCAUGCCCAGCGGGUGACCCGGAUCUACAACAUUAUGUUGGAGAGUUACUCUACAAAGAGGGGGCAUUCGAAGCCGCUGAACCUCACCUUCUUGCUGCCGGCAAACGCGACAGUGCCAGAGUACUCGCGCAGAUGUUCGUCGAUUGGUCUGCGGCGGGCGGUAGCCCCGGUACCUUUGCUUUAAGAGGUGUUUUGCCAUACCUGCUGAAUGGCAAUAUUCUCGCAGCUCGAACGUUCAUCAAUAGCUUCACUCGGCAAAUUAUCUCUUCCAAACCAUCUCUCGCGUCAAGCAAUGUCAGCGAAACCAUACCUAUCAAUGCUAACCCUGCUUCCGAUUCAGCCAUGGCCACAACGGACGAAAUUGUUGUUACCACAGAUCUAGUACUCAACUGGUCACAACUCGCGGUUCGAACGUGCCAACGCGCAAAAGGCGCGGAAAACAAGGCCGCGCGAGAGGCUUGGGUACGCCUAUGCGGGACGUAUCAGAGUAAAGGCGGGUUAUUGGCGAACCCGAACGUCCGAGGCAUCCUGAUGGAGAUUGCACAACUAUACUUCGCCAUACCGCCACCACGCGCUCAACCUGCGAACCCGUUCGGCGAUAUGCUGUCUUCGUUGCUGGGUGCCCCGGCAGGAGGAGGUGGCAACGCUACUGCGCCCAGGCGCCUGGCUCCGGUUGGGCCCUCGACUGCAACCGACGUUCUGGACUAACGAAACACUGCCGAACAAUGUAACUCACAGAACAUCGGACUUUGGAAUGUAUUCUACCGCGCUACAACUCGGAGAAUGACGACCACUAUGCAAGGCCGUCGCUUUAUGCAAGGCAGCGUGGGCCUCCUGCACUGUCGACGUCUCUUC